Molecule: messenger RNA, 3936 nt
Organism: Neltuma alba
Lineage: Eukaryota; Viridiplantae; Streptophyta; Magnoliopsida; Fabales; Fabaceae
Product: leucine-rich repeat extensin-like protein 4
Exons: 1
Coding region: 203-2644 (813 amino acids)
Molecular function (GO): protein binding
Source: RefSeq, a predicted model, not a curated record
ACUGUAAUUUUUUCUGGCCAAAAUAAAUAACUGUAAUUGGAAAUAAAUAAUAGUAAUCUGAUAAAGAAGGAGUCGUACACAGUGGCAAUUUGGUGUUUUGCGCGUACGGCGACUGUCGAGGGAAAGAGUUCAUUUGAAAAUGGCAGUUCCUUCAAAUCCAAAAGAAAGCGGCAUUUGCCAUAUCAGUCGCCUCAUAUGAGUCAUGAAGAAGAACAUCUUCUCCAUCCCUCUCUGCCACUCUCAACUCCUUCUUCUUCCCUUCUUCCUCGCCACAUUAUCUCUCUCCGCUUCACUCCAUCUUCACAUCACCACCAAUGCAGCUCCCACUCACUCCCCCUCGCAGCGUCAACUUCUCUACUACAGAGACCAGUUCGGUGACAGAGGAGAGCUCGUGACCGUCGACCCUUCUUUCGUUUUCGAAAAUGAUCGCAUUAGAAACGCUUACAUUGCUUUACAAGCUUGGAAGGAAGCCAUUCACUCUGAUCCCCGAAAUUUCACUGCUAACUGGGUUGGACCCAAUGUCUGCAACUACACUGCCGUUUACUGUGCUCCCGCGCCGGAUAAUCCCAGGAUCCGUACAGUUGCCGGCAUUGAUCUCAACCACGGCGACAUUGCGGGCUACUUGCCUCGAGAGCUUGGGCUUCUUGCUGAUCUUGCUCUGUUCCACGUUAACUCUAACAGGUUCUGUGGUACUAUUCCCCAUGAGUUUCGAAAACUGAAACUGCUCUUUGAACUGGAUCUUAGUAACAAUAGGUUCGCCGGGAAGUUCCCGGAGGUGGUUUUGAGUCUUCCCUCCCUCAAGUUCUUGGAUCUGAGGUAUAAUGAAUUUGAAGGGACUGUGCCCAAUGAACUCUUCGACAAGGAUCUGGAUGCGAUCUUCAUUAAUAACAACCGGUUUGCGUUCGACCUUCCUGACAAUUUUGGGAACUCUCCCGUGUCGGUCAUCGUCCUCGCUAACAACAGGUUCCAUGGCUGCAUCCCGGCGAGCUUGGGCAAUAUGUCAAAUCUCAACGAGAUUAUUCUGAUGAACAAUGCCUUCCGUUCGUGCUUGCCGUCCGAGAUUGGGAGGCUGAAGAAUUUAACAGUGUUUGAUGUGAGCAUUAAUCAGCUGUUGGGUCCCCUGCCAGACACCAUUGGAGGUAUGGUCAGUCUCGAGCAGCUGAAUGUAGCUCACAAUCUGCUCUCUGGGAAGAUUCCUGCCGGCAUUUGCAUGCUGCCCAACCUACAGAACUUUACGUACUCUUAUAACUUCUUCACUGGCGAGCCACCGGCGUGCUUGGCUCUGCCAGCUUUUGAUGACCGAAGAAAUUGCUUGCCGGCGAGGCCACUGCAGAGGUCAGCAGCUCAAUGUAUGGCGUUCUUGUCUCGACCAGUUGAUUGUAACUCGUUUAAAUGUAAACCCUUUGGUCCUUCGCCAUCGCCCGGGGUGGUUCCUUCGCCACCUUCACAAAGUUCUCCGCCGUCCCCUCCGGGGGUUCCAUCACCUCCCUCACCUAGUUCACCUGCGCCAUCACCGGGAGUGGGUCAUUCACCACCUUCACCAUCGUCGGGAGUGGUUCCUUCACCACCUUCACAAGGUUCACCACCGCCAUCGCCUGAAGUGGUUCCUUCACCUCCAGAAAUUUCACCUUCGCCACCGGGUGUUUCGCCUUCUCCACCAGUUUACUCCCCGCCAUCACCUUCAAACCCAACUCCACCAUUUUCUUCUUCACCACCAUCUUCACCAGCUUACUCUCCACCAUCCCCUUCUAGCCCAACUCCACCAUCGUCUUCUUCACCUCCAUCUUCACCAGUUUACUCUCCGCCAUCACCUUCAAGCCCAACCCCACCAUCGUCUUCUUCACCUCCAUCUUCCCCAGUUUACUCUCCGCCAUCACCUUCAAGCCCAACCCCACCAUCGUCUUCUUCACCUCCAUCUUCCCCAGUUUACUCUCCGCCAUCUCCUUCGAGCCCAACUCCACCAUUUUCUUCUUCACCUCCAUCUUCACCAGUUUACUCUCCGCCAUCUCCUUCAAGUCCAACUCCGGUUUAUUCAUUGCCUCCGCCGCCGCCGCCUAGCUAUUCCUCAUCAACUCCAUCACCUCCGCCUCCAGGUUAUUCACUCCCUCCACCUUCCCCACCUUCAUCAUCGCCACCUAGCUAUUCACCACCACAGCCACCAAAUCCAACACCUCCCUAUUAUGUCUGGUCUCCACCACCGUCACCUCCAAAUUCACCAUCAACAACGCCUCCCUAUUAUCAUAACACGCCGCCGUUGCCCCAACAUUCUCCUCCACCAGGUAACUCACCUUCGCCACCUAUUUAUCCCUAUUUAUCACCUCCACCGCCCCCUCCCGUCGAUUUUCCUGUCCCAGGCCACACUCCACCACCUUGUGUAGAACCAACUCCGAUUCCAUCCCCACCGCCGUGUGACGAGCAUUCACCACCGCAUCCUCCUACACCUCACCUUCCGCCACCAUCUCCAUUUCCCCGACCACCACCAGAAUAUACGUCUCCACCUCCCCCUGUCCGAUACAGCUCCCCCAGACCUCCUCCGCCUAUUCGAUACGGUUUCUCACCACCACCUUCUCCUGUAUACAAAGGGCCUAUGCCACCUAUUGUUGGGGUCCCAUACGCGUCCCCUCCCCCACCACCCUUCUAUUGAUUCCUUUAAAAACUUUGCUCCUUUCGCAUCACCUCUACGAACAGCAAAAUUCAGUUAUAUUGGCGGGCAUUUCUUUUCUACUCUCAUCUUGUACCUCGUCAACUAUGAUCCCACUUUACGUGACUCUCGUCCCACGUGGAAGGAAAAGGGAAGAGAACACAAGGGUUUAUGCAGCGAAGGAUCUAUCAUCAGCACUGUUCUUAUUUGAAGUUUAUCAUUUCAUCAGUAGCUGUAAAAAAACAGAAGCUGUCACAGUAAAGUGAGGUAAGGGGAGAAAGUAUCUCGAUAUUGUUGAGUUGUUAUGAAUAUCCGAGUUCUGAAAUAAAAAAACGGCAGAGAAUAUUUAUGUAUAGGCGUGAAUUGGAGACCAUGAAUUUAGUGUUGCAAGAGAGGAGCACUUUCUGCUGAAGUUGAUUGCUUGUAUCAUUACUCUACUUUUGUUUCUUUUCCCUUCCAAUUUUAUAAUAUAAUCAAUGAAGAUUUCACUUGUAUUGACUUUUGCAACUGAGAUAAAUCCAUUUUCUCAAUCAAAUAUAUAUGCGGGGACAGGAAUGCUUUCCCAUUAAUCCGUUCACAAUCUGUGGAUCCAUUCCCCAGAGAAAAGAGGGAGGGGGGUUACGAUGCAGCUGAGAUUUGGAUCAAUUUGUUCAUCCUUAAAUGCUGUAUGCUUCAGCCUCACCUAACCGUUACUUUACUCUUCUACAUGUAGUGUGGUGGGGAUUUUUCACUUCGUGUUCAUGAGCAUAUGGCCAUUGCAUUAUUCAUUCAUACUCUCCUUGAGCUGGUUCUAGUUCUUCCUGUGGUGUCAUAUUGAAUAUUGAAGUUGGAUCUAAACCUGAAAUUGUUAUGGUGUUGUCCUAUGUUUGCUGUUUGAAAUGGUCCCCAAUCUCUGUUCGAGACGACUGCCAUGGGAUUCAGGCUACCAAUUCAGAUCAUGGUGGGACCAGAAUAGCAUCCGCAGAGUCACAUAGAGCAGCGCACAAAUGGCUCGAUUUUCUUCAAUUAAUUAACGCCGAUUGAGAUUUACUCUCCAUGUGGGAAGUUUCAUCUUCGCCUUGUGAUUUGAAUUGAAAUCUGUUUCCUCUACAUAUUCAAUUUUAACCAUGGCCAUUGACUGCAUCAAGAUUCUAGUCUAGGCCUGCAAUGAAUUUUGCUUGGUCCCUGUAUCAUGUCAUUUAGCUUUAGCCGCUUUGCUAGUAGGCCACUCAAAGUAGUUUCUGUCUAAACUUGAAGCUGAGUUUGGCAACAUCAAUGAACGAUUAGGUUUGUGCCAUUCACUCUCAAGCGUGAUA